AUGCGUCUUGCCACAGGAACGGUUUUAGGGCUACUUGCCUCUGCACAAGCCCUUGCCUCGACACAUCUACAUAGACGCUCUGCCCCUCCCUCUCCGGAGCCAAUCGUGGUGACGGAGCUCCCCCUGCCCCCUGUCACGCCAAACGACAAGAAUGGUUCCUGCACCCCGCAGAUCAACCCCCGUCGGACGGGAUGUAUGUUGCAGUCGUCGCAGGUCCAGAGCGGCAAUUUCCUGCCUGACAAUAAGCAUGUCAUUGUCAGUGUGAACUUUGCCGGGGCCCGGGACAGUAUCUACAACGGUACGCAGCUGGUUAUCGUCAAGACAGACAACACGACCUUCCCCAACGGCGACCCCUGGAAGUGCAUUACCUGCGGCGUCCCGGAGAAGAACAAGGUCGGCAGCACCGAGUUGACCCCGUAUCCCCAGGCCUUUUUCGAUGGCAAGCGGGUCAUGAUCGGAUCAAAUAUCGUCGACUGUGGCUCGGCAAAGCUGCCCAGCAAGGAAUGUACCCCGGACAAGGUGCAUAUCUACCCGAUCCGGUUCAGCGGCGGGGAUAUUCGCGAGCUGCGCAUCCAUCCGGAUAACGUGCAUCUCGGAUUCAACGUGUUUAAUUUCAACAGUGGAAAAAUGGACCAGUUCGCCUACUUUGGUCGCCUGCAGUUUAAUGACUCCUCGGUCGCCCCGGGGUAUGAUGUCGUGAAGGCUACUACGUUGUUCGAUGCGACGUCUCCGCAGCCGAUCAGCGCGAAGAACGGCCGGUUGGUCUUCAACGAGUCCGCGAUCGCAGUCGGCGAGCUGCGUGGCUUCAGUGGCCGCGGAAAGGAGGUCAUCUACGUUGGAAGUCCCUUGGAAUCAUGCAACAUCGACGUCUUCGCUGCCGACUUGACCACCGGUAAGGUGCGUCGUCUGACCAGCCAUCCGGAAUACGUCGACCCCAUUGAUAUCUCGCCCGACGACCGCUCUCAGGUCAUCUUGGACACGCGCGGUACGGGCCGUCAGAUGUUUAUGGCCGGCAUGCGCGGCAUUCCACCGAUCAUUGAUAUGGUCGUUACCACGGCGGCCUCGUCGACUCGCAACAACGGAGCCCGUCGGUUCUUCCUGCCGUGGUUGCUCGAUCAUGACGGCGACCGUGAGGACUACUUCGGUCAGCAGAUUAAUGCCGGAGGAGACGGUAGUCCUGGCAGUAUCAACGACCCGAACUGGAAUGCUGCGGCGGACCCGAAGUGGUCGUUUGACGGGACUCGCAUCGCGUAUACCGAGAACCUCGUCGUAUCUCCUGCCUGCGGUGGGAAGAAUCCCCUCCCCUGCCCGAAGUCGACAGCGCCCGGAGGUCGCGUUACUCGGCUAAUGGUGGCACAUCUGACGAGUCGAGAGCCGCUGAACCUGGAUCCCGUCGAGCCUGUCGCGGACGAAGUCCCCUGGGGCGUGCCCUUCGACGAGAGCGACGAGACCCCAGAGCGUCCGUACCCGACCUCAGGCAAUUACACGCUGCAUGGAAAGAGCUCGGGAACUGCCUCGGUGUCGGUUACCUAUGAAGAGGACUUGAUGAAGACGGUGGCGGUGACAUAUCGCAACUAUUCCGACGACGGGAAAAUUGUCAUCGAGGGGUCUGAGAAGGUCACCCGGACGAUUGAAAACCUCACGAUCAACAAGGUGGACUGGUAUUCGGACCUCACGUCGACCGGGGAGCAGAAGGCGACCAAGAAGACCAGCCCCGGGGGAUUCCACCUGGAGAUCGACUCGAUGACCAACAUUUUCCAGGCGAAUGGCACGUUGACGACGACGGUGGAUGGAAAGGAGUGGAAGCAGCCUGCCAACGGGACUUGA
Aspergillus steynii IBT 23096 is the source of this 1827-nucleotide messenger RNA. RefSeq names its product saponin hydrolase precursor. The transcript has a single exon. The record is from RefSeq and is a predicted model, not a curated record. Lineage: Eukaryota; Fungi; Ascomycota; Eurotiomycetes; Eurotiales; Aspergillaceae. The coding region runs from base 1 to 1827 and encodes 608 amino acids.